UGGUGCUACUUGAAAGAGUAAUAGAAGUCAGUUGUUAAUGCAGCUUUAGAAAGGUGCGUUUUCAGUUUAUUUCUGAAUGUGUGGGAGUGAUUUUUCAGAGAAGUGUCAAGGAGGAAGGUGGGGGUAGUGAGCAGUGGUAAGCGCUGUCCCAUAAGGUGGUGGGCUUAGUGUGGGUGACAAGGGGUCAGGAGGUUGGCAGCCGCUGAUCUGAUGUGCCAAAUGACUGGAGUGUAGCGAUGGAGGCGAUUAGACAUGAGGGUGCAUUAACACUGAGAGCAAUGAAUAUUAUGCAUAUUUGACAAGGCGAUUGAAACGGUGGAGUGUGCUGGAGUUUUCCCCAUACUAUUGUGUUAAGUGCCCCUGUUGAGAAGUGAAUAAUUACAGUACGAACAUAGUGAAAUUAGAACUGAGAAUGUAAAUUUAUCACUUAAAAAUUCCAUUAACUUUAACCCUUAUCUUCACAUAAAAUUCACGUCUGUAAAUCAUCAUGACUGGCGCGGAUAAGGUCCACAGAAUUAGUAUGGAGAUCACAUGCGUAAUCAAGGUGUGACAAGUAAUUUGAGGUGAAAAACACCCUUAUCUGCAGGGGCCAGCAGCUGUCUUUAACUACACUUUAAACUCACUUUUUUAGUUCUACUCAUAGCAGUAUAACUAAAUGCAGUGAAAGUCUCUUUUAAAUCAAUGUUUACAGAAAAAGCAGUAACAUCAAAUCUUUAUUUUGCAUUACAAAACUGCUGCUAGUUGCACUUCAGUAGUUAAACACACUAUGACCAAACAUGGGAAAGGACCACCCACACCAGUUUUUGUGAUGUAGAAUUAGCAUUUCUUGGCUGUAAUUGUGCAUGGUUUUGCAUUAACAGCUUUGACACUCUCCUUCUCAGUAGGUGUGCGCUCAGGCUGGGAAGCGCGCUAGAGUGGCCGACAGAGGGAUUAACAGGAGCGAGGGACAUAAAGGCUGCAUUAACGACUAUCAUACCUGUAGGGCACUUACGAACAGAAUCUCGCUUAUAAAUGACUGCUGCUCUAUUUUGCGUUGGUUUCUUCUUCCCCAUGCUGUUUCCCAUAAUAAAAGGACUUGUGAAAGGCAGCAGAGCUCCAGCUCAGCAAAGGAUGUACGAAAGCUGUACAAUGCCACUUCUGUGGAGCGAGGUGUAAUUGUGAGAACUGGUCAUUGAUCUCUUCGUCUUCAGUGGUUCCUCUCACCAGCACUGCUGUCGUCAAGGUUCAUCUCUCUGCAUGCCCUCCUCCAGUGAUUGUCAUCAUUGUGACAUGCUGCUUCAAAACCCUGGAAUGGCUUAUUCUGGCUCUUAGCUGUGGAUCAGGUAUGGGCAUACUGGUGAGAAUAGAGAGAUGAGUAUUGGUGAUGGUGAUUCUGAUUAUUAUAUUAGUGGCAGUGGAAGAAAACCCAGGGCACCUGGAUGUAUUCCUGCCAAAGGGAAAUGGAGAUAUAACAGUCCGAUUAAUCUUGGCACGGGGAGGGUUGGAUGGCUUCUCAGCUCAAGACCUCCGUGGCUUCUUCUUGUUGAAAUGCAUUCCUGAAGUGAGAACUUUGACUGGGAAGGAGAACUGGUUAAAGUCUGUACCAUUUAGUGGUGCCUGAAGAGGAACCUAAGGAGCUGGUUUGUUGAUUUUUGGGAGCAGGCACCAUGGCUGACUCUCACUUGUCUGGUUUAGUUGGAAACUACAACAGCAGUUCUUCUACCACUAGUGCUUGGAACAUCACUGGCAGCGGCCCCUGGUUGUUGGCCUUCAUGCUGACUGUCAUCAUCCUCAUGACAACCUGUGGCAAUAUGUUGCUUAUAGCGUUGGUGUUUGCCCAUCGCUCCUUGCGUUGCACUUCAAACUGCUUCUUGGUGUCUUUGUUCCUGUCUGACCUAAUGGUGGCACUCGUGGUCAUGCCUCCGGCCAUGCUCAAUGUGCUGUGUGGGAACUGGGUGUUGUGGCCUGCCUUCUGCCCAAUUUGGCUUUGCUUUGAUGUGAUGUGCUGCAGCGCAUCUAUCCUCAACCUGUGUGCAAUCAGCCUGGACCGCUACCUUUUCAUCAUCUCACCACUGCGCUACAAGCAGAGGAUGACCCCACCUCGUGCAUUACUUCUUGUAGGAGCUGCUUGGGGGUUGGCAGCACUCGCUUCCUUCCUGCCCAUUGAGAUGAAAUGGCACAGCUUAGGCCAUGGGAGUGGACACCCAUCAAUUCCUGGGGUCACCAGUAGCAACAUCAGUUCCUACUCUGAAACACUGUACUCAGCAUCCUACUUUCAGCUGUCAUCAUCAGGAGGCCUUUCAUUCCAGUGCCGCCUGCAGGUCACCCUGCCCUUUGCUCUGGUGGCAUCUGUACUCACUUUCUUUUUGCCCUCUAGUGCAAUUUGCUUCACUUACUGCCGGAUCCUCCUGGCAGCACGGAGGCAGGCGAAGAGGGUUGCAGCACUGAGCCACCCACCGCACCCACAUCCCUCUCUCGGGGAACCUUCCCAGCCUCCCUCACCUGGGAUGGCAGCAGUACAAGCUCAGCAGGACAGAGAUGACUGCAGGUACCAGGAGCCUCCUGUGUCACAAAAUGUACUGCCAUCAGUGAACAGUGAGCGCCAUCUGGCUCACAGGCAGGGUCGGAGGGCGCUGAAGGCCAGUCUGACACUAGGAGUCCUCCUGGGACUCUUCUUCAGCGCUUGGCUGCCCUUUUUCAUCACCAACAUGGCUCAGGCAGUGUGUGAGUGCGUCCCUCUCGCCCUCUUCGACGCCAUUACCUGGCUGGGCUACUGCAACAGCACGAUGAACCCCAUCAUCUAUCCGCUGUUCAUGAAAGACUUCAAACGAGCUUUGGGGAAGCUCUUGCCUUGUUUCGCGCAGUCACCCAGAAGACCCUCACCAGCGCUUUCCCUCUCACUACGCAACUCAGGAGAGCCUAACAUUGCCAGUAACCCCCACUCUUCCCUGGCCUCUGACCACACCCACCCCCCCGCCACGGCCACUGAUGCAGUCAAUCUGAUGGACGCUGAGCAAGCUGGGAUUGAGUUGCCUCUGUUUCUGCCCAAUCAGGUCGACACCCUGGAUUGAAGAGUAAUUAAGAAU
Messenger RNA from Monopterus albus (swamp eel), 3065 nucleotides. RefSeq names its product 5-hydroxytryptamine (serotonin) receptor 6 (gene htr6). NCBI's taxonomy places the organism in Eukaryota, Metazoa, Chordata, Actinopteri, Synbranchiformes, Synbranchidae. Gene Ontology annotation, molecular function: neurotransmitter receptor activity; G protein-coupled serotonin receptor activity. Gene Ontology annotation, biological process: G protein-coupled receptor signaling pathway, coupled to cyclic nucleotide second messenger; adenylate cyclase-modulating G protein-coupled receptor signaling pathway; chemical synaptic transmission. The record is from RefSeq and is a predicted model, not a curated record. Gene Ontology annotation, cellular component: dendrite; plasma membrane. The transcript has 3 exons. Bases 1647 to 3050 code for a protein of 467 amino acids.